This is a messenger RNA of Fonsecaea erecta, 930 nucleotides long. RefSeq lists its product as hypothetical. The record is from RefSeq and is a predicted model, not a curated record. Gene Ontology annotation, molecular function: oxidoreductase activity, acting on the CH-OH group of donors, NAD or NADP as acceptor. Bases 1 to 930 code for a protein of 309 amino acids. Lineage: Eukaryota; Fungi; Ascomycota; Eurotiomycetes; Chaetothyriales; Herpotrichiellaceae. The transcript has 3 exons. Gene Ontology annotation, cellular component: cytoplasm.
AUGGACUUCCCAGUUGCAGGCAAGAACGCCAUCGUCACAGGUGGCGCAUCAGGUACGUUCUGCACCCCGGGCAGCUUUUGCUUCCUGUUCGCAGAGGCAACUGUGAAAGAAGAAAUCGCGCUGAUUUUUCUCUGCGCCAACGUCAUCGUGGGAGAUCUUCAGGAGUCAGCUGCGUUGAAAGAACUUCAACAACAGCCACGGUCAACCAAGCUGUUGUUCCAAAAGACUGACGUGUCGAAAUGGAAUGAGCUGGAAGCCCUUUUCAAGCGUGCACAGGCAGAGUUAGGUCCUCUAGAUGUCGUAUGCAACGGUGCUGGUGUAUUUGAACCUUCAUGGUCCAACUUCUGGAACGACACCGAAACAGAAAGCUACAAAUCGCUGGAUAUCAAUCUUGGUGCGCUCAUCAAAGGCACCCGGCUCGCGAUCCGCGACCAAAUCACACGAUCCAAGGGCCGCAAGGCUGGCGGCACCGUUGGGGUUAUCCUAAAUAUCUCCUCUCUUGCGGCACAGCGCAUGCUCUUCAACCAACCGAUCUACAGCGCGGCCAAGUCCGGGGUGUCGGCCAUUGUGAGGUCUUUGGCUCCUCUCCACGAGGAAUACGGCAUUAAAGUGGUCGCCGUCGCGCCGGGAAUGGUGUACACGCCCCUGUGGACCGACCACCCGGAAAAGAUCAAGGCCGCCGACAAAAAGGACAUCUGGAUCACGCCUGAGGAACAGGCGGCGGUCAUGCUCGACGUGGUAGAGAAGGGCGAGUACGAGGGCGGCACCGUGCUGGAGACGCUCAAGGACUUUACGCGAAGGGUAUACAUCGACAGCCCGAUGCCGGAAGGUCCAGGAUCGACGAUUUCCAACCUAGGUCUGAUUACGGAGGACACGAUGGCGCUCUUGGAGGCUGAGAGGAAGGGUGAGAAAGUGAAGAAUGGUGCAUAG